UGGACCGGGACAAGCAUGGCACCACCUGUGAGGUACUGCAUCCCUGGCGAACGUCUGUGUAACUUGGAAGAAGGCAGCCCCGGGAGCGGCACCUACACCCGGCACGGCUACAUCUUUUCGUCGCUGGCGGGCUGCCUGACGAAAACCAGCGAGAAUGGCGCGGUCUCUAGCAUCAACUCACGUUUUGCCAAAGUACACAUCUUGUAUGUGGGGUCCACACCACUAAAAAAUGCUUUUCGAGGAACUAUCCGCAAGGAAGAUAUCCGAGCAACUGAAAAAGACAAGGUUGAAAUUUACAAGAGUUUCCGCCCAGGUGACAUAGUUUUGGCCAAAGUUAUCUCCCUAGGUGAUGCACAGUCCAAUUACCUGCUGACCACUGCUGAAAAUGAGUUAGGGGUAGUGGUAGCCCACAGUGAAUCGGGUGUCCAGAUGGUUCCCAUCAGCUGGUGUGAGAUGCAGUGCCCCAAGACCCACACUAAAGAAUUCCGAAAAGUGGCCAGGGUACAGCCUGAGUUCUUACAAACCUAAGCACACUUCCCCUCAAAGACGGAGCUGCCUGUUUCCAAGAGUACCAGUAUGAAAAGAACAUCAAGAUGCCACAGUCUUUAUUAAGGUUUCUACAGUUACGUAGCAACCACCUCUUGAAAAAAUCUGCCAGAAAUAAGUUUGUGUUGUAAUGAGCACCCAAGGCCUAUGCAGCUGAGACAGGAAGAUUUUUAGUUCUCAAGUGUGAGUGUAGCCUAGGCUACAUAGUAAGACUCUUUCAACCAAAAUAUAAAACACUAUUCUUGGGAAACUGUGAUUUUUAUUCUCUUGGCUGGUGUUUGCAUUCAACAAACAAAACCAUGUAAUAUUGGAAAUAGCUUAUGCCUUCUUUAUAAAUAUGUAUAUAUGUAUUUUGCUAUGACUGGUGAAAAAAAUGCUUUUCACUUGUUA
Alexandromys fortis (reed vole) is the source of this 936-nucleotide messenger RNA. RefSeq names its product exosome component 1 (gene Exosc1). Gene Ontology annotation, biological process: RNA processing. Lineage: Eukaryota; Metazoa; Chordata; Mammalia; Rodentia; Cricetidae. Gene Ontology annotation, molecular function: RNA binding. The record is from RefSeq and is a predicted model, not a curated record. Gene Ontology annotation, cellular component: nuclear exosome (RNase complex); cytoplasm. The coding region runs from base 16 to 528 and encodes 170 amino acids. The transcript has 7 exons.